GAAGUUGAGGACAAAGUCGUAGUUGCUGAGAUGCAGGAGAAGAUGGCCACAUUGGAGUCCAGGGUGUCCGACCUCGAGAGAUCGAGUAACAAACUCAAGAAGCUGGCGCUGGCCGCCAUCAGUGUGGCUCUAGCUGACGAUGGAGAGACCUGUUCAGAGGCAGAGGCACUAGGUGUCCACAACUUGAUGAAAGGUUUUCCAGCUAUGACUUUGAGCACAGCCCAGUCACAACCCACCACCAGUCUUCACCAGUACUGUGACGAUUUAGGUACAUCCAUCAAACCAGCGCUCUCUUGUAACCAACUCAAACUGUCGUGUAACAAACCAUCUGGGGUUUACUGCUUAGACAAUGGAUACUUCACAGAGGUUUUCUGUGAGAUGGAUUUGUUUGGAGGUGGAUGGGCCCGCUACGGUCAGGCGGAGAAACAGAACGUGUGGAACUUCGUUGACGAAGACAUGAUUGAAGUACGGCUCCAGGUCAUGCAGCCCGCAGAGCUCAAGGAAAUGAUCGACAUGAAGUACAAUACAUUCAAGAUACAUACAGACGUCACAUUCAGCAUGCAGGCGGACGACAGCACGAAUCCAUCCCGUGUCAAGGCCCGUGUCCUCCCCUGGUUCAACCGAGCUGCCUUCUACAUCGAUGGGUUUGGAGAGAACUUCACCAAGCUUCAGUUUCUACCUGGAGGUAAUCGGAUAACGUGUCGUAACAUACGCGGCACAUCACACAAAUGUGGAUGGGGUGAAGUUCCAAGACCCGAUGAGGCUUCGGACCAGGUCCUGAUCGAGUCUGUCUACUUUGGUCCAAGGUCUUCGUCAAACGGUGCCAUGACGCACAUGGGGUCCUGGCAGGCGAACAAAUACACGUGGAACGGAUCCUACUAUUUCGUCUACGCAAAAUAAUUUCAUUGUAUCCGAAAUAUGUAGGCCUACAUUUUGUUUGUUUAAUUUUGUUUUGUUAAUUUGUUACGUACAUCUCCUGUUUCUACUUAUGCAACAUUUAGUUUGAAAGGCAUCAAUCAACCAAUUAUUUCGAAUCAUAUUUGAUGAAAAUGUGUAGCAACGCGUACGUAAACUGUUCAUCUUACAAAUUAGAGAAUAUUACAUUUCCCCUCAAAGUAUGGUAAUUAAUUAAUAAUUCCUUACGUUCACUGUGUAACUUCUACUGUGGUUCAACAUUAAUC
This is a messenger RNA of Strongylocentrotus purpuratus (purple sea urchin), 1181 nucleotides long. RefSeq lists its product as uncharacterized. The transcript has 5 exons. The record is from RefSeq and is a predicted model, not a curated record. Lineage: Eukaryota; Metazoa; Echinodermata; Echinoidea; Camarodonta; Strongylocentrotidae. The coding region runs from base 31 to 900 and encodes 289 amino acids.